Molecule: messenger RNA, 2802 nt
Organism: Ruditapes philippinarum (Manila clam)
Lineage: Eukaryota; Metazoa; Mollusca; Bivalvia; Venerida; Veneridae
Product: bifunctional coenzyme A synthase-like
Exons: 11
Coding region: 112-1809 (565 amino acids)
Biological process (GO): coenzyme A biosynthetic process
Molecular function (GO): dephospho-CoA kinase activity; ATP binding
Source: RefSeq, a predicted model, not a curated record
CCUUGGUUGAAAUUACGCCAUUUACACCAAACUUUGGACUUGUUUAGAAAUAGAAACGUGAAAAAACAAACGUAUUACACGCGGUUGUUUGGUGUAUCUAGACAGUGAAAGAUGUUCAACACGGCUUUGUUUAUCCUUACACAGCCUGUAAACCACAUUAGAAAAUGCCUUCCUCUUUACAUGAAGGAAAUUAACAAACUGGCAUCAAAAACUGCAUACAUACACAUUCAACCAGGAAUUUUAUUAAAUACUGACCAAAACAAUGAAAAUGGCAUCUUAAACUCAAAGACUUGCGAUUCUCAUUUUGAACUACUCAGAGUUCCAUUUACGGAUGAAAUAAGAAAUCUUGUGAAGGAAUUUUAUGUAUCCAAUGCCAACAUUUGCAGUAACCUUGAUGUCAGAGUACUGGUGGGACAUAUAGGAAGUUCAGAAUUAAAAUUCCAGAAAUAUAAUUUUAAACACCCAUGUGAUGUUGUUUUGAUUGACCUUAAACAUGAGCAAGGUGUAAAUAACUCAGUGUUGCUGCAAUCGCUGAAUAGGUCUUUUAAUAUCAGUGCAUCUUGUAGUUGUCAAAGUUUGGAUGUCGAUGAUAAUGAAGGUACACCAAAACGACAAAAAACUGAUGACUCAAAUACUGAAGAGAAACCAAGUGAGGAAGUUUUAAAGCAGUAUCCUCAUACCGUCUUAGGUGGAACAUUCGAUCGUCUUCAUAUUGGCCACAAGAUUUUGUUAACAGAAGGUUGUUUAUUGGGCACAGAAAAAUUGACAGUGGGUGUUACGGAUGGAAAAAUGAACAAUAAAAAAACACUAUUAGAGCUGAUACAACCUGUGGAAGAAAGAAUUUCAUCAGUGAAAGAUUUCCUCAAUGAUGUGAAACCGUCCAUGGUGUACAGUGUGGUCCCAAUUACUGAUGGGUUUGGCCCGACUGUUGUAGAUCCUGACAUGGACCUUAUAGUAUUGAGUCAGGAAACAAAGAAAGGUGGGGAGAUGAUAAAUGAGGAGAGACAGAAAAAGGGAAUGAAAUUAUUAGAAAAGUACACGAUAGAUCUGGUAGAAGACUCGUGUCAUACACAGUACGAGGAGAACAAGAUCAGCUCAUCGUCUUUCAGAAAAAGAUUACUUGGCACAUUGUUUAAUCCUAUAAAGGUUAAAGAUGGUCUUCCAGGUACACCAUACAUUAUUGGUUUGACUGGUGGAAUAGCUAGCGGAAAGUCUUCAGUGUGUAAGAGAUUGGAAGGCAAAGGGGCCAAGAUUAUUGAUUGUGAUAAAUUAGGCCAUAGAGCCUAUGUAAAAGGUACUCCAGGUUUUGAGAAAGUGGUUGCAGCAUUUGGUGACCAGGUUAUAGGUGAAGAUGGAGAGGUGAACAGAAAGGAACUCGGAAAAAUUGUGUUCGGAAAAAAGUCAGAACUUGAACGACUCAAUGGAAUAGUGUGGCCAGAAAUCGCCGAGCUGGUGCAGAAACAAAUACAGGAUUACGCAAAAGAUGAGCAAACUGUUAUAGUGUUAGAUGCAGCAGUGCUGUUAGAGGCUGGUUGGGAUGAAAUGUGUCAUGAGGUCUGGACAACCAUUGUUCCACAAGAUGAGGCUGUAAAAAGAAUGAUAGAAAGAAAUAAUCUAACCGAAGAGCAGGCACAACAAAGACUGAACGCGCAGAUAUCUAACAUAGAACGUGUAGAGAUGUCUAACGUUAUAUUGUGUACAUUGUGGGAAUAUGAAUAUACCCAACAACAGGUUGAAAGGGCCUGGGAGCUUUUGCUGCAAAGAAUUCCAAACACUACAACUAAAGCCAAUCCAAAGUCUAAUAUGUAACAAAAAGAAACCCAAUAGACUGAAAACAACUCAUUUUUUCGCAGUUGCUCAAAUAAAUUAUUAAAUAUCUUACACAGAUAGCUAGUAUAAACUGGCUUAAGCCAGUAUAGAAUAGAAUAUCUGGCUUAAGCCAGUAUAGACUUAAAUAUCUGGCUUAAGUCAGUAUUGUAAAGCUAGUAUAGACUGCAAUAUCUUGCUUAUGCCAGUAUAAAAUACUGAAAUAUCUGGCUUAAGUCAGUAUAGACUGGGACAUCUGGCUUAAGAGUAACUGUUGAAGCUGGAUAAAAGGUUCUACCAGUUAGUGAUUUCUUACAUUUUUUUUAAAGAAUUUUGCUCAGGCUGCCAGACUGGAAUACCUGACUCAUAUAUAACUGUUUAAUGGCAGUGAUGAAACCUGUAUGGUUUACAUUUCCACAAAUGAUUUUCUAAGAAUUUUACACUGGUUUCCAAACCAGAUUAACUGGCUCAAAGGUAAUGUGGUUUAGAGGCUUUCUUGAUAAACUGUGCAUUGCUGUACUACAACACAUGGACAAUUACUAUCUAUUCUUACAAGUUAUAAUAAAGGAAAAUUGAAGAUAUGUAAAACUGCAUUGAAUGGAAAAGUAAUAUUUUUAUGAUUACUUUGUUUUAUAGAACUUUACUCUCUUUCACUUUUUCUUUAGCAACCAUGCAUUUCAUUAUAGCCAUUGGCCAUGUUCCUUUAAUUGGUCCUGCAUGGGGGUUGGGGUUGGUUGGGCAUUUUCUGUUUUGUGGUCUUUAAAGUUGUCUUCUGUAAGAAAGUGUUACACACACUACAAUUUUUGAGAAAUACAUAUUUUAAUACUUGUUGUUACAUGAAAAUUUUGUUAAUUUCUUUGAUUAUAAAAUUAUAUUUAAUCUAUUUAAUUAUAUGUAAUAUAUUUUGUGUAUAUGUGCUUGUAUGAAAACUGUUUUCAGACUUUUAAAUAAGCAACGUAUAUCUUAUGUAAACAGAGGAAAAUAAAUAUUUAUAUA